GACAGGAAGCAUACGCUCACUCGUUUUGCGAUCACUGUCACGCUGUCCUUCCAUGGAGUUGUCCUAUGUAGUUUGCAGGCUGAGAGCCGGCAAACGUUUGUGGUCUGUUCUUCAAAACAGUGUCGGGGUCCGAGGCUGCAGCUGGUACACCCUUUUCGAUUCAGUGGUUAAAGAGAAGCGGGGGUCUAGGUUUCACCGGCCCGCUGUGUGUGGAAUCGAAAGGCUUUAUGGCUGCAGCAAAUUAUAUCGUUUUUUGACCACUGAUGCAUCUCAAGCCACAUUAGCCAGUGUUUCUCCAGUAUUUUCUGUGAUAAAAUUUGAUGGAGCUGGAAACAUAAUGUCUUUUGAAAGAAAAAAGACAGAGUUGUAUCAGGAGUUGGGUCUUCAAGCUCGUGAUUUGAGAUUUCAGCACCUUAUAAGCAUCAAUUCUAGAAACAAGAAAAUCAUUUUAAGACUUGAGUCCUUAAAAGCUGUUAUAACCUCAGAAUAUCUUCUGAUAUUGGAUUAUCGGAACUUAAACCUGGAGCACUGGCUAUUCAGAGAACUAGCACCUCAGCUAGCAGGAGAAGGGCAGUUAGUGACAUAUUCCUUACCUUUUGAGUUUAGAGCUUUGGAAGCAAUCCUACAACACCGGAUCAGCACUCUUCAGGGGAGACUUCAGUUUUUACAGCCAUAUAUCCUGGAAACCUUGGAAGCUUUGGUGGACCCAAAACUUCUAUCAAUAGAUAGAAGCAAAUUGCACAUUUUACUGCAAAAUGGAAAAAGUUUAUCAGAAUUAGAAACUGAUAUUAAAGUUUUCAAAGAAGCAAUACUAGAAAUACUGGAUGAAGAUGAAUUAAUUGAGGAGUUAUGUCUCACCAAGCGAACAGAUCCUCAAGCACAUGAGGAGAGUGCGUCCAGGAUAGACCAUGCUGAGGAAAUGGAACUUCUGCUGGAGAAUUACUAUAGACAAGCAGAAGAUCUUGCUAAUGCUGCUAGAGAACUAAGAGUGCUGAUUGAUGAUUCAGAGAGUGUGAUAUUCAUAAACCUGGACAGUCAUCGAAAUGUGAUGAUGCGGUUAAACUUGCAGCUUACCAUGGGAACAUUUUCACUUUCCCUCUUUGGACUCAUUGGCGUUGCAUUUGGUAUGAAUUUGGAGUCUUCAUUUGAAGAGAAUCCACAAGUUUUUUGGCUAGUUACAGGGAUUAUGUUUCUCGGAAGUGGUUUAAUCUGGAGACGCCUUCUUUCCUUUCUUGGAAGACACCUGGAACCAUCUUUACCUCCCCCUGUUCCAUCAUUGUUGAAGAGGCCGUAUCCUUUCAGCGGAAGAGUGGAGACAAGGAAUGGCCAUAAAGUUGAAGGUUUUACAUCAAGUUGGAGCAGUGCCACAAACAAAUAAGCAUCAUUGAAUAUUGUGUAGUGGAGUGACUGUUACAUUGAUAUAUUGCAUUGCUAAAGGAAAAAGAUUUAAGGUGAAGACUUUCAGUUGGACUUAAAUUGUUGCCUUUAAAACACAGGGCAUUAUAUGCCACUUUACUCAUGUUAAACCUAGUGUUAUACGUCCUAGAGGGGGUAUGUAAUUUGGUGUUGUAUUGAUACAGUGACCUGUCAGUUUCAGAACCUUGUUCAUCAGCAUUCUGUCAGCUACUAUGUACUGCUUACCAUGUUGAAAACUUUGGAAUCUCCACAAAUUUGUUCAUCCAAUUUCACAAAGAAAUUUGUGUUCAUGUUUAAUAUUUGCUGUAGUCUGCACCAAAACAAUCCUAGUGGUUUACAAACUGACACACUAACAUACUAUGAGGCUGUCUGAUCAUUAAAUCAAUCUAUCUAUUGGCUGAUCUGUCACAGGUAAGACAUUUUAUGUAAAAAUGGACCUCUAUGAAAACUCUUGUAAGGAAGUAAUUGAGUGUAUAUGCAGUAGCAUAGACUAUACUACUAGAAGCAGAGUGUACUAUAUGUUUAAUGUGUGUUUUACUGCUCUUCAAUUGUCCAAAGCAGAUUCUGUGUUUAUAAUGUACAUUGGCUAGACUAUUGUGCCUUAAAAAGUUGGUAUUCUACUUAGUAAUGCUGCUUGGUUACAUUACAUUUGUAGAUAUAAAUGAUGUAGACGAAUUAUAUAUAAUUACCCUUAUUUGUUUCAUACUUCUAUUUCUUCCUCUGUGCUCUACUGUACCUAAUUGUAAAUGCUUCCUGUUCAUUCCUUAAUUAUUAGUUUGGUUAAUGCAUCUGUUUCAUACUUUUAUUUAGUAGUAUUGGGGAAAAUAUCCAUGUGUGUGUUUAUUUUUUUUGCUUUGUUUUGUGUGUUUGUAUGAUUUUGAGGUUUACUUUUUUUAUUUAACACAUGUAUCAACACAUAGUGACUCUUUUUGUUUACUUUUUAUGUAACUUGUCUCAUUGGGCCAUAUAUUCAAAAGCUCGCCGGCAUGGAGAGCAAUCAUGCAAAAUCUUGGGAGGGGUUCAGACCUUAUGUUGUAAAGUAGGCGCGUCUCUCUUUCACAUACAAAACCCUGCAAAGUGAGAUAUUAUUAUUAUUUUAUCAGAUAUUUGUAGAGCGCCAACAGAUUCCGCAGCGCUGAUAAAUAUCUUUCAAAUUAAAAUUUGCGUUUCUAACAUUUUUUAGGGACAUCUCCAUACCGACAAGAUGCUCACUAUAGUAGUGAGCUUUUAAAUAUCAGGCCCAUUGGGUUGGAGCACAUCUGGAAUUCAGCAGUGUUGUAAUGCAAAAGACUGCUAAACAGCACCGCUGUGUUAGAAAGAAUUAAGUUAAAGGGCUAUUGUAAUGCAAAAAGUAAAUGCUUUAAUUAAUUAGAGUACAUCAUUUUAUCACUACUGACCCUACAAGGGUCAUGCUAUUGCUGGUUGGCUCAUCAGCUGUUUGCAGUCAGUAGUGCUAAAUUACGUGCUCUAUCAAAUUAGAGUGUAUAAUAUUUUACACUGUAAUGAUGAGCCUUUAAUGGCAUUUUUAAAAAUAUUUAAUACAAUUAAAAUUUCAGCUAGAUGUAGAAGAUAUGUUUUUAAACACUUAGCAUUAAUGUUGUGCAGAGAUUGUAUGUUUUAUUGUAUGUUUUUCUUAUAAUAACUUUGUACAUGAAGCCAAAUUUCAGUUUGCUUGAAACAAUAUUUUUAAUGUAUAAUUGUUAUAUUUAUUUGUAUGAAUAAUCAGUUUCUAAAUAAAAAUGAGGAAUUUUUAUUUUUUUCUAUUAAAGGGUCAGUAAAUUCACACAUACUAAAAUCGUGGGCAAUGUUCGUUUUUGCCAUUACAUUUGAAACGCUUUUAUUUAAUUUUAAUAAACAAUAUUCAAUGUUU
This is a messenger RNA of Bombina bombina (fire-bellied toad), 3286 nucleotides long. It is a transcript of the gene MRS2, whose product is annotated as magnesium transporter MRS2. Gene Ontology annotation, cellular component: mitochondrial inner membrane. The transcript is spliced from 11 exons. The record is from RefSeq and is a predicted model, not a curated record. NCBI's taxonomy places the organism in Eukaryota, Metazoa, Chordata, Amphibia, Anura, Bombinatoridae. Gene Ontology annotation, molecular function: magnesium ion transmembrane transporter activity. Gene Ontology annotation, biological process: mitochondrial magnesium ion transmembrane transport. Bases 53 to 1378 code for a protein of 441 amino acids.